Molecule: messenger RNA, 985 nt
Organism: Gigantopelta aegis
Lineage: Eukaryota; Metazoa; Mollusca; Gastropoda; Neomphalida; Peltospiridae
Product: gamma-aminobutyric acid type B receptor subunit 1-like
Exons: 6
Coding region: 234-977 (247 amino acids)
Biological process (GO): gamma-aminobutyric acid signaling pathway; G protein-coupled receptor signaling pathway
Cellular component (GO): membrane; G protein-coupled receptor heterodimeric complex
Molecular function (GO): G protein-coupled GABA receptor activity
Source: RefSeq, a predicted model, not a curated record
UCGUGGCGGAUCAUAAAGUUUUGAUAGUCGGAGACCUUAAUAUCUAGCCUAAAAAAACAAUAGCGAAAAGGGAGAGGUCGUGAAAUACUAGACUAAAAACCUUUGUAAGAAGGUAAUUAUAUUUCCUAAAAUACCCGUGACAUCUAACUACGCUAUUAUUACGGAAUCUUUCGCCUACGACUCUGAAGACCUUGUCAGCGCCACAGAUAGAGAUUUAAUUGUGACAACUGGAGAUGUGCAUUCAUCGUUUGGCAUUUCUACUGUUUCUUCAUGGACUGGCAUCCCUUUUUGUGCUGGGACAAGGAAGAGUGAAGAACCUUCACAUUCUAGGGUUAUUUCCCUUUCGUGGUGCAUUUGAUGCAGGACAUGGUAUUCGACCAGCAGUUGAGCUGGCUAUCGAAUAUGUUAACAAAAAUUCAAAAGUUCUUCCAGGAUAUCAACUGAAUCUUGUCGUGAAUGACACAGAGUGCAAUUCAGGAAAGGUCGUUGAAAUCCUCACAGAAAGGUUUUGUUCUACUACAACAUUGAUCACGAUUCUGGGUGCUGGAUGUUCAGUUGUCACUGAGGUUGUGGCAGAGACAGCAUAUUUGUGGAAUUUAAUAUCGAUUUCUUAUUCUUCAUCAUCAACAACUCUAUCGGAUCAAAAACAAUUUCCUGGCUUUUUUCGAGUGACUGUUUCCGAGAGCCAGAUGAAUUAUGCCCGUGUUGCUAUAGUGAAUCAUUAUAAAUGGACCAGGGUGGCAGUACUAUAUCAUUCAGAUUCAAUUUUUACAAAGAUGAUUAACAACAUUAAAAUCCUCAUGGAUGAAAAUAACAUUAUGAUCAAGAGGUUCCUAUUCAAAAAGGACUACCGCAGCCGUCUCCGCGAGCUAAAGAAAUUUGAUGCAAGAAUUAUCAUUGGUGGCUUUUACAUGGACAUAGGUAGACAGGUUUUCUGUGAGGUCAGUAUAAUUGAAAUCAUAUCUUACUGUUCCUGAACCCUGGC